AUGAAUAAUACGCCAUCACAACACGAACCAGCGCGUCUAAAUUCCCAGGGGAACAGUGGAAAUCCUGGAUUUCCUGGUCCGAACGAACAGCCCGCACCAUCCGCGUUUGGAAAUCGCCAAAUGCCGCCUCCUUCACCCCCACAUUCAUAUUCCGCGCGACCCCAAUCAACCCACGCGCCUGUGGGCUCUUUGAUGGCGCGCGAUGUACCUAGCAGUCAGGCGCUCCGACCGGGCAGUAGCAUGUCGAUUUCCGCUAUGUUAGGCUCGGACCCAGAUCGGUCUGCGCGGGAACCUGCACGAGAAUCUGCGCCGUUCUUUUCGCGACCACCUGCAUCGUCGAUAUUCAGUAACGCACCAUCGUCAUCUUCCGCCGCCAUGUCCCCACCCAACGCCCCAACAAGACCAUCACCGCUCGAAAACUCUUUCUUCCGUCGUUCGAAUACACCAGAGAAGCCAUUCUCCAAGCCUCAAGGCGCCCGUACCUACCGAUCUGGGUCUGGUGGGGGUUCAACUGUGGGCGGAGAGCAGUCGGUGUUCGGGGGCUUGACGCGCUCAUCGCUCUCACAGUAUCCCGAGAAGCCACACUCGACGCACCCUUCACCUAGAAUCUCCACGGCAGAGCCACCGUACAACGAACCUCGUCGCAUGAGUCUCAACGGUCCGAUCACUCGGCCCAGUAGUCAGCCACCCCAUGCAGACGCACCCACACGGCCCCCGGGCUACAGUCCGAUUUCCCAGCCCGGAGGGGUCGCGGAUCGUCCUUUCGAGUCCGGCCCUCGGCCUGCAUCUGGGUCGUACGGGAGUCAUGAUCCACAGCAUGGUCGGUUUGCAAACAUAUUUGGCGAGCGGCGCUCGGAGGAUACUGCACAGCGAGAGCGAGAACGCGCUCCAGCGCAUGGAUCAGACGCCAAGUUGACCCAGCCUGGAUCAUACCGGUAUGGCUCCCACUACGGCGAACGUGACUCGCUCGAUCGUCACCAGAACGGCUCUACAUGGGACCUCGGUCGCUCUCACCCUCCGUCGCCGGAGAGUAAGCGCUUCCCUGCCCCCGAGCCCGGGUCGAGUUUCGGGUUUGGGGCCAUUCAAAGCUACACUAAAUCACUGGGGUCGCAACCGGGCGGCAGACAACCUCGCCUCACGCUUCAGUCUCUAAACAGUCAACCAACUCCUCCGCCGCCUCAUGAUCCGUAUCUCAGGCACCAAGGGCAGCCUCCACGAAUAUCAUCAACACCUGCUAUCACCACAUCCACAGCUGCCGCGUCAUCGGGUUUAGCCGCCCUGGCUGAUGAGGGACGCCGCAAAGGAAGUGAUGAGCUGCUCCAUCAUCGCAGCCUACUGGCCGUUGGCGUUGAUGGGAAACGCGGUGGCCGUGCAUCGCCGCUUCCCCAGGCUGUACAAGGCGCUCAAGCUCCAUACAUUGGUCCCGCUGGAGAGCCAGCGAUCAAGAAUGAACUAGGGCGAGUCUUCUCCGGUAUUGGCAGCGGCGUGGGUGGCGUCACCGCGACUACUGGUGGCAGCGGGCCAUCGACACCAUUAGGCUCUAGUCCUUUCAAGCGCGAUAGCCUCACGGGCCGCUCAAUGAAUGGAGAAGGGAUGGAUGAGGCGUCUAAGCUUGCUCGACCAUCCUCUGCAGCCGGCAGACGGUCGAAAAAGUCGCGCGACGAGGAGCAGAUGGAAAUUGAGUCUAAUGAUGCCCGAGGCGUACUAUCAGCACGUAACGCCCGUCGUUCUCGGCAUUCCCACCACCAUCACCAUCACCAUCACCACCAUCGCCACAAGGCAGACGAAGAGGCGGCUACCCUGAGCUCCCUUCAACGUUCUAGCUUCUUCCAUCGAACAUCCCCAGCGGAGUCUCCUGCCGCACACCAUCACCACCCACAUUAUCACCAUCAUCACCAUCAUGUUCCUCGACUCACUAUUCCGGUUACAUCUCCUAUCCGUGAGCCUCGUACUACCGUGAACCUGGAACCGUUGCUUUCGAGUGUGGCCCAUCUUCCUCGGCACCACCUUGGCUCAACGCUAUACACGCCACGCAUCAGUACCCCCACCGCCAAGUCGUCUUUAGAUAGCUCCAAGUUUGGAUAUACAUCGACCCCCCAGCCCCUUCCCCGCUUCGAACAGCGAGAGAAUUGCACAUUUACCGUUCGAGUCCCCCGUUUCCGAAUCAAUCAAUCUCACCGAGAGGAAAUCUGCGCCCGACGCGCGCUCUGGGGGACUGGUGUUUAUACAGACGACUCCGACCCUGUCGCCGCUGCCAUCCACUCCGGCUUCAUUCGCGGUGCGUGGGGCGACGACGUGGACGAGUCAAUGCUUGAUCUCGAGAUUAGAGAUACCUACCAGCACGCACCGCCACCCGAAACCACCCCUGAGGGCGAGGCUCCGGCCAAGGGCCCACGUCUACCACCGAUACCCCCAACCGACAAGGACCUGCACAUCACCCUACUAAUUCUUCCCCGCCUGGCCCAGUACGACAGCACUCUCAUGUUCGGGCUGAAGUCCCGCAAAUGGGACGGUCGUCACGAUGGCAUGAGCUUCAAGAUCCAUGCCGUGGACUGGGUGGACGAGGGCGUUGCUCGUGGCGAAGAGCGCAGCGGCGAGGCCCGUCGGAAACGUCUCCGCACGCUUAUGCAGACCGGUCGGAUCUGCACCGGGCCUGCCAUGGCUAAAAUGGAUGAGCUACGUCGUAGCGGGGUGCAGGUACCUCGCGCCAUCGAUGGCCAGGAUCAACCGGCAGCUGUGCAGCCCGUCUCCUAA
Penicillium roqueforti is the source of this 2754-nucleotide messenger RNA. RefSeq lists its product as uncharacterized. Bases 1 to 2754 code for a protein of 917 amino acids. The transcript has 3 exons. Lineage: Eukaryota; Fungi; Ascomycota; Eurotiomycetes; Eurotiales; Aspergillaceae. The record is from RefSeq and is a predicted model, not a curated record.